This is a messenger RNA of Sungouiella intermedia, 4323 nucleotides long. The record is from the annotation of a GenBank genome assembly. NCBI's taxonomy places the organism in Eukaryota, Fungi, Ascomycota, Pichiomycetes, Serinales, Metschnikowiaceae.
AUGAGCACAGGCUGGGGAACCUCGUCUGGCUUUGGUGGGCAGCUGGCAAUUUCAGGUACUGCUCAACAGCCUGCCACAGCCGGUUUUGGCGCAUCCUCCAAUAAUGCAUUCGGCCAGAAACCUCUGCUUUCAGCAAACACUACUCAGAAUACAUCUGGAGGAUUAUUUGGAAAUUCGGCCUCGGGAGGCGGCAUGUUUGGCCAAAACCCACAGAACCUGGCCCUGGGUGGACUAUUUGGCAGCUCAAAUGCCAAUUUGACUUCCAAUUCCACCACAAAUCAACCUUCAAAUGGUGGCUUGUUUGGAAACUCCAACAUAACCGCCAAUUCGGCCAAUACAGGUUUGUUUGGAAGUUCAUCAAAUAAACCAGCAACAGGCCUUACCGGAGGCUUGUUUGGAAAUUCCUCUACGGGUGGAAAUAAUGCUACAGGUAACUCAACAACAGGUACAUUUGGCACGGGUAACAGCAACCCUGCGGCUCCUUCUGGCGGCUUGUUCGGUAACAGCACAAAUACAACCGGCGGAGGCUUGUUCACCAAUUCUGGUGCCGCCAACACUACUUCAAACGCUUCUGGAGGCUUGUUUGGAGCCAAACCAGCAACUGGAGGCUUAUUUGGCAGUACGUCUGCUCCUCCUGCUACUGGAGGCUUAUUUGGCGGGAGCUCUACAAAUACCGCUCCACAGGCAAAUUCUGGAGGUUUAUUCUCGAAACCGCCCUCCUCAACGGGUGGAUUAUUUGGCAAUUCCUCUACUCUCAAUAAGCCAGCAGGUGGAUUAUUUGGAGCUUCCUCCAGCAAUUCUGGAGGACUUUUCGGAAAUUCUUCCAGCAGCACCCAGCAAACGAAUGGCCUUUUCGGCCAAGCAAACACUGGACUUGGUGGCGGAAUUGCUGCCACUACUACCAACAACUCUAAUCCAUAUUUAUCGAGUCUGAUUCUUUCCACUAUCAACAGAACCGACGCAGCGAUGCCACUGUCAAUUACUGGUACGCUUUUCGGCCGAACCGCACCUUCCAGCUCAAAGGACUCAGAGGCUCCAAAGUCGAAGGAAAAAUCGUCUUUACUCAGUAAAUUGGCUCAGACAUUCAACAUUUUCAGAACAAAAGUCGACUCUGAAUCAACGGACUCGAGUUUUUCUAGACUCAAGGGCAUUUUCACCCAACUGAAUUUCGUCAAGAAUGACCAAGUUAUAAAUAAAGCAAAGUACAGCGUCACAAAGCCUCGCAAUACCUCAAGUGCAUUUGUUCUUCUGCUGGAGAACCGCGGAGCAGAUGUUAAAAGAUUGGUCAUCAAAUCUAAGCCCCUCAAAUUCCACUUGAUCAAUGCGGACAAAGUGUUCAAUGCUAAGAGGAAGAGAGUAUUGGCGCUGGCUCUUCAAACCACGUCUCAGUUUAAUAAUCUUACAGAUGACGAUGAAAGUGAAAGCGAACAAGCUCUUCUCGCAGAAAGAAAGGAGAGACAAGUUGCUGAAGAGGUACCUAUCAAAGUUGCUCCUACCGAAACUAAGAUUAGUGAAGAGACCGAGCAUGAAGAAAACAUUGAAGGUUACUGGUGCUCUCCUUCAAUCAAAGAGCUUAGGAAACUUAGGAGUGUGGAUCUUGCCAAUGUUGACAAUUUCAUUGUGGGCAAAUAUAAUGUGGGUCAGAUCGCUUACAAUUAUCCUGUUGACUUGUCUGCCUUAUUUUCUCGUUGUGACGAAGAAGGACUCUCAGUAGCAGAGGAGUUGUUUGGCAAGAUCAUCAAAAUGAGAGAAUGUGUUGUUCAAGUUUACGACAUCGACGAGGGUUCAAACUUUUCAAAGCCUCCUAUUGGUUUUGAGCUAAAUGUACCCGCCACUAUUACAAUCAAAACACCUCCAAAGAAAAAGAUUUCCAAACAAGAUCACAUUAAACGGUUGCAGAAUAUGACCGGAAUGGAGUUCGUCACAUUUGAUCCUUUAACGGACAACUGGACUUUCAAGGUGAAACACUUUAGUGUUUGGGGUCUAAUAGAUGACAGCGAGGACGAAGAAGAAGACGCUGAAAUGAAGAGAUUGCGUGAAUUGAAAAAGAAACAAGACUUGCAAGAAAGCGAGGCUUCCGUCAUUUACUCCAAAAUUUAUGAGAAUGAAGAGUACACCCAACUGCUAAAACGUCAGAAGAUCGGGAGAUCCUUGAAAGGUGUUCCAGGAGGCUGGGAUUAUGAUGCAACAAUUCAAUCUGGAGGAGCUUUGGUUCAGAAGCAAAAGUUGGUACAGGAUGAAAUCAACAGGCUGUUGAACAUCUACAAGGAAGAUAAAUCUGUUGACGCCCUUGCAGCUAAUGCAAGCGAUAUCACCUUGGAAUCUGACCCUGAAGAUGUGAGAUCUCCUGCAAGUGUAGGUGUGGAGAGCCCAAUCUAUUCUGAUGAGGUUGAGAAUUACGACUACCUCAAACAAAUUGUUAGUGUCUUGCCACCUAAUACUGACUUGAACGAUCUUAUUGACGAGAAGGCAUAUGAGCCAGAUGUGGAAGACGAAGCUAUUUUUGAUAAUUUCAAUCGCCAAUCAACCCUUGCAACUUCCAAGGAUUGGCUCCUUCAAUUGGAGCUAGCUAAUGAUAUCGACUCUGCAUUGACUCCUUACUUGGCUAUCCCCCGUAAUCAGAAACUGUCCUUGAAAGCUGUCAAUGACAUAUUAUUUUCGGACUUUGACAGGAGUUCGGUUGAUUCCGAUCAAAUUUCAACUCCUAUCAAGGAAGUUCCACUGGGAGCAAAGUUGAUUGCAGCACCACCAAGCUUCGAGCCCACAACAGUUUCAAGACUAAUCCAGAGCUUACUUCUCAAGGCAGAUGUCCAAGUGAGAUCAAACAAGUUUCCUCGUCUUCAGCUUAACCAAUCCUUAAGCUUCAGAGAUAUCAUAUCUUUUAUUGGAGAAACCGAUUCAGAUUCCGAAGCAUUGGCACUUGCAUCAAUCUUGUUUGACAAGAUUGAUAUCUCAACAAUCGAGAAGUAUUCUAAGGUUGUAACUUCACACGCAGGUAAUUCUAGUUUGAUUCAACGCCUUGAACUACUCGAGCAAAGAAAGCAGCUAGAGCAAUGGUUGAAGAAAAACAAUCUUGAUGAUAUGGAGUCUGAUGGGGAUUCAUUGGCUUUGAUUGAAAACUUCAUUAUCCAUGGCGAAAUAAAGCCAGCCAUUCAGCUAGCACUCUCAUCUAAGAACACUCAUUUGGCAGUACUUUUAAACCUUAUUGACUCCAAUGACGCCACUGUUAAAACUCUUGCUAAGAGCCAGUUAGAUGAUUGGCGAAUCAAUAACGCAAUGGAAUUUGUUCCAUCUCAAUUGGUGAGCAUCUACCAAAUCUUGGCUGGUCAAUUUGAUAUUGCUAACGGGUCCUUUAUCACCAUUGUUGGUUUGCACAUUUUCUACGGUAACCCUGCAGAGUCUCUUGAAAGUGUUUUCAAGAGUAUCGAUGGGGAAGGCAACGAUAAUUUUGCAGAUAUUUUGAAGAUCUAUACAACUUUGAAGCUCGAAGGAUUGUCUGCAUCUAUCGGUUGCAUUAAGAACUCUCAUUUGAGUGAAAAGGUCAAAUGGGAACUUCUUAGUGUUUUGAAUGCAUCUUACGGCCAGAACAUUCUGCUUACUAUUGGAGAUGACGUCAAGGAAUCUUUUGGAUCCUUGCUUGCCACUAAUGGUUUGUGGAAGGAGGCCAUAUUUGUAUUCUCUACGCUUUCUGAUGAUGACAAGGUCAGGAUGCUAAUUAGGAAAACAGUCAUCGCCAAUAUCGAGCAUAUCAAAGGGCAGACAAAUGACGAAGAGGAGUAUGUUGUCAAAGUGCUUGGGGUUCCAAGAAGUUUGGUAUAUGAAGCUGUUGCAAUCGAGAGGGCCAACCAGAAGGAUUACUGGAAACAGGGUGUGGCUUUGGUGGAGGCAGAACUAUGGAGUGACGCACAUGAGUGUGUCUGCAAGCAUCUCGGACCUGCUGCUGUGAUUGACAACGACUAUGAACUGAAGAAAGAGUUGAGAACGGUAAUUGCCAGCUUUCCGCAACAUGGAUCGAUCAUUCCCAAAUGGAAGCAAGGCGCUGGGCUUUACUCGGGCUACUUCGACGUUUUAGACUCUUUCUCCCAGCAAGCUUGCAUCAACUCAGAAGACUUAUCUACCCUUCUUAACAACUUGGCACUAAUGAGCGAUUACGAUUCAUUCGAUGUCAAAGUUGCUAUCAAAUUGAUGUCUAAAAAAAUUGCUGACAUUGCACUUGAAACGAAAGAGAAGCUUCCGGAUCUCCGAAAGAAAAUUUCAGCUUUGCAAUUGGGUGACAAUGAAAGACGCUAUCUCGACAGUCGACUUGUCGCAGUGGGUCUCUAG